Molecule: messenger RNA, 2514 nt
Organism: Anopheles funestus (African malaria mosquito)
Lineage: Eukaryota; Metazoa; Arthropoda; Insecta; Diptera; Culicidae
Exons: 2
Coding region: 19-2010 (663 amino acids)
Source: RefSeq, a predicted model, not a curated record
UCUAAAAGAGAUUCCUUAAUGGAGCUUCCUGAAUUUAAUGGUGAUUUUAAAAAGUGGAACCAUUUCAAAUCAGUGUUUUAUAAAACAAGUGAAGAGGCUAAAUUUUCAGAUUUGGAAAAUCUAAAUCGUCUGCAAAAGGCUCUGAAGGGAGAUGCCCUGGAAUGCGUGAGUGGUUUGAUGCUCGAUGCGCAAAAUAUCGAAGGAAUUUUACAGCGAUUAGAGAAGGAAUUUGGUACGCCUGAUUUGAUAUACAGUGCGUUAUUAAAAGAAUUGCUAGCAGUAGAGAACCCAACGAUGCAGAAGCCGAAAAGUUUUAUAACGUUUAUGCAUGCGUUAAACAACCUGGUCAUAAACAUGAACACUAUAGGAGAGCCAGAAUAUUUAAACGACCAACGUCUUUUAAAGGACUUGGAAAAUAAGAUUCCCACUAAUUUAAAACACAAGUGGUACAAUCAUAUCUUGGCAGACAACGAGAAUUAUGGUAGAAGCAAGCUUAGGACUCUCGAGGAUUUUGCUAAGUGGCUUAAGCCCACAGAAAAUUUAGCUAUUAUGCUAACAGCGGAUGUUGCAAAUGAUGUUGUGAACUCACAAUCGCAUCAGCACAACCAACAGUUAGGUCAUAGGAAUUUUCGUGCUCAACCACGACAACAGUUCCAAGCGAAUAUCCAAUCGCAACCAAGGCGUAGAAUGGGUUGCUUGAUUUGUGGCCAAAAUCAUAGGACGACAGAAUGUUUUCAAUUUCAAAACAUGUCGGCCGAACGAAGAUGGGAAACGGUUAGGCGGUUGCGCAUUUGCUCAAACUGUUGCAACCAGUCGAAUCAUGACGCCCAAAAUUGUUUUCUGCCACCACAAUGUCGGCAAUACGGAUGUAGAGCGAGACACCAUACCCUACUACAUAGAACAACUCCUACUGGCUUAAGACAGGUUGAGAACGUUAAUAUUCACCACGGUACUGAUUUGCCUGGCUUAAGACAGGUUGAGAACGUUAAUAUUCACCACGGUACUGAUUUGCCUGAGUUAUAUUUUCCAAUCAUCCCAGUAACGCUUCGUCAUAAUAAUAGGGAGGUCGACACAUUCGCGUUCAUGGAUACGGGUUCAUCUGCGAGUUUAAUACAUCGAGAGCUCAAAGAAGAGUUGCAGGUAAAUGGAUCUCCACGACCAUUUUCGCUAGCUUGGACUAACGGAUCAAUACAAGAUGAGCCGGAAAGUCAAACCAUCUCGAUCUCGGUUAAGGAUCAGGAUGGGAGAUUUAUAAGCCUUGAUGGAUUAAGGACAGUAGAAUCUAUGGUGCUGCCAAAACAAACAGUUAACGGAAUGGAACUUAGAAGAAAAUAUCGCCAUUUGAGAGGCAUCGAUUUACAAAGCUAUCGUGAUGGAGCUCCGAAGCUAAUUAUCGGAUUACCACAUGCGCAUCUAAUAUGCGCAUUGCAAACCAGAACUGGGCAAGCAGGCGGACCGAUAGCAAUUCAAACCCACUUGGGAUGGGUAUUGUUAGGAACAAAUUAUCUUAAUAGCAAGCAACCAAAACUCUUUUCUCUAAUCGAAGCAAAAAAUGCUAACAAGGAUAUAGCGAGCACGAUGAGAAAUCACGUCCCAAAGGAAGAUUUCGGUGUUAAAUUGAAUUAUAAGAUACCGCAGCCCAAGGACGAAAAGAGGGUGGAAAUAGAAAAAACUAUAAGGAAAACAGAAACUGUUCACGAGAUAGGGAAAACGGAAGUCGUCAGUAUACCAGAAGAAUGUGGUCAGUCUUUGAGGCGACUACAAAGCCUGGAAAGAAAAUUGACACGAGAUGGAACGUCAGAAAAAUUACACCGUAAGGAAACAGACGCAUACGGCAAAAAAGAUUGCGCGCGUGAAAACGAUCGAAGUGAGACAAUAAGAGAUAAGUUUAGUCCCAAGGCUAAUUAUGUACCAAACUUUGCUAUAGUAAAGUACAACAAACCUAUACGUAAACCAAGACUGGUCUUUGACACAGGUACAAGAAGUAAACAGCGUUCUCUCGCUAUUUAAUGAAACCUAUAUGCAAUUCAUGAUAAAUAAUAUGUCCUGCGGACCACGAAAACGAUGAGCCUCUCACACCAAACCAUUUCUAAUAGACUGUUCUGGAGAAGCAGAACCAAUUCAUUGUGAGAUUUCGGAAGCUGAAGCUUUAAAGACACAUUGGAAGAAAGCCCAAUGGGUUGCACAAAAAUACUGGUCUAGGUGGAUAAAAGAAUUUCUACCUCGAUUGGUAACGCGAGAGAAAUGGUUAAAACCAGUGAAAGAAUUGCGCAUAGGCGACGUAGUAGCAUUUCCAGAUGAGCAGACACGCGGAAGGUGGCGAAGGGGGAUAAUUACGCAAGUGCAAGAAGGAAAGGAUAAACAGGUUCGAUCCGUAACGAUAAGAGUAGGAAGUUUAUUUAUUAGAAGACCAGCGGUAAAGGUCGCACGGUUGGAGGUUCGCGCCGAAGAAGAAAUAGGUAGGACAUAAUUCCGUCAGCUUAUUAUUGUUUGUAACACCUCUACGAGGAAUUA